This is a messenger RNA of Vitis vinifera (wine grape), 1034 nucleotides long. RefSeq names its product acid phosphatase 1. Gene Ontology annotation, molecular function: acid phosphatase activity. The record is from RefSeq and is a predicted model, not a curated record. The coding region runs from base 228 to 1034 and encodes 268 amino acids. The transcript has 4 exons. Lineage: Eukaryota; Viridiplantae; Streptophyta; Magnoliopsida; Vitales; Vitaceae.
CUAGUGUCCAACCCGGAAAAUACUCCGAGCUGGAUUACAUGGAAUUCUAGGUUGUUCCUUGCCAUCACCAACUAGGAAGGUGCGGAAAAAUAGACUUUUCCGCACUCCUGGUUGGUUAAAUGCAUGGAGUCCAUGGACCGGUGGCUUGCCAAUCCCCGAACAAUCAAAUUUCCUUACUCAAACUUCUUUCAUUGCAAGAAUAGAAUUCUUAGUGCAUUCCCAUUUCCAUGUUCGCCAUGUGCAGAUCGUGUUGGGUGAAGGACGCGCUUUUGGCGACCAUGCGAGGUGUAAGGGAGGUAGUCGUGAUCGUGUUCUUAGCUAUCUGCUCCAUGGCCAACGCCAUAAAGCCCUGCCCGAGGGCCACGGUGGUGCGUGAUGAGGUUAGCUACUGUUUGAGCUGGAGGAUGUCGGUGGAGGCGAACAAUAUGGCCGGGUGGCGGACGGUUCCGAUGCAAUGCUUGCCGUAUAUUCAGGGCUACAUGAUAGGAGGACAGUAUGAUCGUGAUAUGGCCUUCAUCGCUGACCAAAUCUUGAGCUACGUCAAGGGCAUAGUCCUCUCCGACGAUGGCAUGGAUGCUUGGAUUCUUGAUGUUGAUGAUACUUGCAUCUCCAAUCUCUUCUACUACAAAGGAAAGAGAUUCGGGUGUGAUCCCUAUGACCCAAAAGGGUUUAAGGCAUGGGCAUUGAAGGGAGGAUGCCCAGCCAUCUCUGCAGUAUUGGGAUUGUUUGACAAGUUGGUUGAGAGUGGGUUCAAGGUCAUCCUUCUUACUGGUAGAGAUGAAGAGACUUUGGGUCAAGUUACCGUUGAUAAUUUGCACAAUCAAGGCUUUAUUGGAUACGAAAGGCUCAUUCUAAGGAGGGCAGAACACAAGGGACAAGGAGCAAUUCAGUACAAGUCAGGAAUUAGGAAGCAAUUGGUGGAAGAAGGAUACAGGAUAUGGGGCAAUGUGGGAGACCAAUGGAGUGACCUCCAAGGAGACUACAAGGGCAAUAGGGCCUUUAAGCUUCCAAAUCCUAUGUAUUUUGUGCCCUAA